GGACGCGCCACGAUGUCGACCUCUGCCCGCCGCCGUCUCAUGCGGGACUUCAAGCGAAUGCAAACCGACCCCCCGGCCGGAGUCUCUGCCUCGCCCGUUGCCGACAAUGUUAUGACGUGGAAUGCCGUCAUUAUCGGCCCGGCCGACACGCCGUUCGAAGAUGGAACCUUCCGCCUGGUGAUGAACUUCGAGGAACAGUACCCUAACAAGCCGCCCGGCGUCAAAUUUAUCAGCCAGAUGUUUCACCCCAAUGUCUACGGCACCGGCGAGCUCUGCCUCGAUAUCCUGCAGAACCGAUGGAGCCCAACAUAUGACGUGGCUGCCAUCUUGACGAGUAUCCAGAGUUUGCUCAAUGACCCCAACACCUCGUCCCCGGCCAACGUCGAAGCAUCCAACCUUUACAAAGACAACCGCAAGGAAUACAUCAAACGGGUGCGAGAGACUGUUGAAAAGAGCUGGGAGGACUAAAGGUGGACAUGAUGGUAGAGUCGCGCGCGUGACUUUUUACCCUUUUCACCAUUCCGAUUGAUGAUUCUUCAAUAUCAAACGUUGAGGCCGCAGCGAGUCCUGAGAUGCGAAUACCGGAGUCAAAUAUCGCUUUCGAACCUUCGGGCCGUUUGAUCUGCACAGCGUGGGGUUUAGGCGCCAGGUUCUUCAUUUUUGUUUCCCGU
Penicillium cinerascens is the source of this 671-nucleotide messenger RNA. RefSeq names its product E2 ubiquitin-conjugating protein RAD6 (gene ubc2). Gene Ontology annotation, cellular component: HULC complex. Gene Ontology annotation, biological process: DNA repair; proteasome-mediated ubiquitin-dependent protein catabolic process; protein polyubiquitination. The transcript has 4 exons. Gene Ontology annotation, molecular function: ubiquitin conjugating enzyme activity. NCBI's taxonomy places the organism in Eukaryota, Fungi, Ascomycota, Eurotiomycetes, Eurotiales, Aspergillaceae. The record is from RefSeq and is a predicted model, not a curated record. Bases 13 to 468 code for a protein of 151 amino acids.